This is a messenger RNA of Macrosiphum euphorbiae (potato aphid), 1017 nucleotides long. The record is from the annotation of a GenBank genome assembly. Lineage: Eukaryota; Metazoa; Arthropoda; Insecta; Hemiptera; Aphididae.
AUGGUGAGCAGUGGCUGCAGUGGCAGUGCCGGUGGCAACGGCAACGGCAACAACAACAACAACAACGACGACGACGUGGUCGACAUAAACGUCAACAACAACAACGACGGCAUGCACGACGGGUGUUCGGCCGAUUCGCUGGACGUGCACAGCUCCGAAGACCAAAGGUACAAACCGCUGUUGGAGGCCAUCAAGGCCGGCGACUACGACGGGUUCGAGUUCGCCGUGGACAAGUGCGGCGGCGAGGCACUCAGCUUCCGCGACGAAUGGGGCUACACGCCUGCCCAUUGGGCCGCGCUCUACGGCAACGCCGAGGUGCUCAGGUACCUGGUGGCCAGGGGCGUGACCGUGGACAUGUCAUGCUACGGGAUCCAGGGCUCCAAGCCGGUGCACUGGGCAUGCCGCAAAGGUCACACCGCCGCCGUCCAAGUGCUGUUGCAGAGUCAAAUAUCGUUACAACCCAGGGACAAAAAUGGCAAAACCCCGUUGGGCCUGGCCGUGAACCACAGGUACGAGGACAUCGCCGGGCUGCUGAACAGAGAGAUCAAGAAGAGAAAGAAAUGGAUGGUGCCUCUCCACAAAGCGUUAAAUGCAAUUUUCGGAAGUUCGGCGUAUUCGAAAGGUCCUCUGCUGCUAUUUCUGUGUUCCUUCUUGAUUUGGUGGUAUCCUCUUUACAUAUACAGAGUAAUACCGGCUACAUGGAACUUAACGAGAGGUUGUCACUACACUUAUCUAGCCUGGAAUAUUUUCAUGUGGAUAUGUUGGCUUACUACGAAACAUUCAGAUCCCGGAUUCUUACCAAUCGAUUCGGGGAGUUACAUUCAAACCAUUAGACAAUUACCGUUUUAUCCGUGUGACAUGGGUACCAAAAGAGAUAUUCUGUCAAGACUUUGUCACACGUGUCGCUGUGUAAGACCCUUGCGAGCUAAACACUGCAGACUGUGCAACAGAUGCGUCCAGCACUUCGACCACCACUGUCAAUUUGUUAUCAAUUGCAUCGGACUCAGCAACAGGUAA